GUUAAAGUGAAAUAUUUACCAGGUUUCCUAUAAAUAGAAUUCUAUAUUUAAAAAAUUUAACUAGGAAAGUGAGGUAUUGAAUGUUCAUUUUUAGAAAUAAAUUAUGGACAAUUCAAUAUUAAGCAAAUUUUUUGGGAGCAAAGGUGCAUCUGCAGAUAUUCCCGAUGUAAAGUUUGAUGCUGGCAGCUUACCUACACCACCAACUCCACCUGAUAAAAAUGACAAUUCAGGACUCAAACCUGGAGAUAAAUGGUCAAGUUUUGAUCCGACUGGCCUGGAGAGAGCAGCAAAAGCAGCCAGAGAGCUGGAUGCAUCUUCUCAUGCCAAAGAUGCGUUGGAACUCUCGAAACAUCAAGAACACACAAAACAAAUUGAAUUUCAAGCAAAAGUCAAGGAAUAUGAAACACAUGUUGAACAAUUGAAAAUUGAACAAAUCAGACAACAAUCUGAGGAAAAAAGAACUAACUUACAGCAAGAUGCAAAAUUAAAGAAAGAGCAAGCUGAAUACCAAGAUCUUUUAUCGCGAAGAAGAUACGACGAUCAGUUAAAGCAACAAGCUGCUAGAAAUGAAGAAGAUCUCAGAAGACAAGAACAAUCGGUUGAAAAGCAGGAAGCCAUGAGACGAGCCACACUGGAACACGAAAUGAAAUUACGAAGGGAUAAUGAAAUUGCGAGAGCGGAAGCGGAGGCACUUGCUAGAGCCAAAGCUGAUCGAGAAAAUCAAGAUUUGAGAUUCGAAGAAAUCCGUCUGAAAGCUGCAGAACAUAGGACAACAGUACUGGAGUCGAUUAAAACGGCUGGAAGCGUGAUGGGUGACGGCGCUAAAGCAUUUUUAAACGACUGGGAUAAAAUCACCACAGCGGCGUUUGGCAUAACGUUGGCUGCGGUUGGCUUGUACACCGCUAAAAACGGCAUCGGUGUCGCGGCUCGUUAUAUAGAGGCAAGAUUGGGAAAACCGUCACUCGUAAGAGAAACAAGCAGAUUGACUUUCCUAGAAGGGCUCAGACAUCCAAUCAAAACAUCACGUCGAUUUUUCAGCAAGCCCGAAGAUUCUUUACGUGGCGUCGUUCUCAAGCCAACUCUAGAAGAGAACAUACGUGAUAUCGCGAUUUCAACCCGAAAUACUAAAACGAAUAGAGGCGUUUAUAGAAAUAUUUUGUUACAUGGACCACCCGGCACAGGGAAAACAUUGUUUUCAAAGAAAUUAGCUUUACAUUCCGGUAUGGAUUUCGCUAUUAUGACUGGAGGUGACGUUGCACCAAUGGGUCGUGAUGGCGUUACAGCAGUUCAUAAACUGUUUGAUUGGGCCAACAGCAGUCGAAGGGGGUUAAUGUUAUUCGUAGAUGAAGCAGAUGCCUUCUUACGAAAAAGGGCCACUGAAAAAAUAAGCGAAGACCUUCGUGCAACAUUGAACGCGUUCCUGUAUCGUACGGGAGAUCAAUCCAGCAAGUUCAUGAUGGUAUUGGCCAGUAAUCAACCUGAACAAUUGGAUUGGGCGAUAAACGACAGAGUGGACGAAAUAGUUGAAUUUGAUUUACCAGGUCUAGAAGAAAGAGAGAGAUUAGUUCGACUUUAUUUCGAUAAAUAUGUUUUGGAACCUGCAAUGGAAAAGAGACAGCGCCUCAAGUUGGGAGAUUUCGACUUCAGUAUAAAAUGUUCCCAAAUCGCGGAAAAAACCAAGGGACUUUCUGGAAGAGAAAUUUCCAAAUUAGCAGUGGCGUGGCAGGCUACAGGUUACGCAUCUUCGGAUGGAACGUUAACAGAGCAGAUGGUCGAUGAUCGCGUAGAAGAGGCUGUCAAACAGCAUCAACUCAAGAUGGAAUGGAUAUCUCACGUUUCCCCUGGAAUGGAGAAGGAAUCCAGUCAAACGACAUCAACGAAAAGCUCACAUUACGCGGCUGCUCACUCUACCGACCCCGCCGUGGACACUUAACGAUUUUGCGAGCUGACGUUUUCUGGAUAUAAGGCAAUUCACCAAAUCUGAGCUGAGAUGGUACGGAGUUCUAGUAGACGCGUAAUACGUCGUCUGCUCUAAUGAUUCAUUUCAAUCAAUAGACUUGUGGUUGACAUCCACAUCACCAAAUCGUCUGCGUGAAACUAAUAAUGUUUGAAAUUGUGCAUUUUCUUAUGUAGGUAAUUAUUAAAAAAUCUUAUUCACUGCAA
Messenger RNA from Styela clava, 2163 nucleotides. RefSeq names its product ATPase family AAA domain-containing protein 3-like. NCBI's taxonomy places the organism in Eukaryota, Metazoa, Chordata, Ascidiacea, Stolidobranchia, Styelidae. The record is from RefSeq and is a predicted model, not a curated record. Gene Ontology annotation, cellular component: mitochondrion. Gene Ontology annotation, biological process: mitochondrion organization. Gene Ontology annotation, molecular function: zinc ion binding; ATP hydrolysis activity; ATP binding.